AUGACUCAGAUAAAGACCAAACAAAUUGAAUGUUUUCAUAAAAUAUAUAUGCUCUAUCCAAUGUAUGUAAUAGCAGAAGAUGAAAAAACUCAUAAUAAGAAGUCAGAUAAACAGGAUGAUGGUGCAUUUUUGGAGAAGUUGCAACAAUUAGUUUGUUGUAUUAAAAGAUGUCUUUUAAAUAUUGAUCUCUAG
This is a messenger RNA of Cetraspora pellucida, 192 nucleotides long. NCBI's taxonomy places the organism in Eukaryota, Fungi, Glomeromycota, Glomeromycetes, Diversisporales, Gigasporaceae. The record is from the annotation of a GenBank genome assembly.